Bufo bufo (common toad) is the source of this 4711-nucleotide messenger RNA. RefSeq names its product phospholipase C gamma 2 (gene PLCG2). The record is from RefSeq and is a predicted model, not a curated record. Gene Ontology annotation, biological process: phospholipid catabolic process; positive regulation of epithelial cell migration; phosphatidylinositol-mediated signaling. Gene Ontology annotation, molecular function: protein binding; phosphatidylinositol-4,5-bisphosphate phospholipase C activity. The transcript is spliced from 33 exons. The coding region runs from base 292 to 4065 and encodes 1257 amino acids. Lineage: Eukaryota; Metazoa; Chordata; Amphibia; Anura; Bufonidae.
AAAACAGGAAGGACUCUGUUCUGUCAGGCUGGAGGAGCGCCGCUCUGAAACUUCCUUGUACUGCACACAACUCUGCCGGCAGAGAGGAACUUUUCUGUCUUGAACUUUUCCAUUUAAGUUUCUCUGCCUUUUGAUUCUCUCUCUGCGCUGCGGGCAAUGUGACGGAAGAAAGGAGAGAUCCGACAACCGAGGAGGAGGCGACAGAGAUGACAGUUGUCAGGACGGACACCUGCACCGACAGCACCCAAUAUAUCUGAGAGGCCUGAGGUGAACGUGGAGUGUGUGAUUAAUAUGGCGCGGCAGAAAAGCUCCGAUUACUGGGUUCUCCCGGAGUAUGAGAAGAGCCAGAUAAAGAGGACUCUUGAACUGGGCACGGUAAUGACUGUAUUUAACUACAAGAAGUCUCAGCCUGAGCGAAGGACCAUCCAGGUCAUAAUGGAAACCUUCCAGGUGGCCUGGAGCAAGACUGCUGAUAAACUUGAAGGAUUCUUGGACCUUUGUGAAAUUAAGGAAAUCCGUCUGGGAAAAAACUGCAAGGAUUUCGAGCGUGGAAAAGCCUCCCGACUGAAGGAAGAUUGCUGCUUCACUAUCUUCUAUGGAAGCCAGUUUGUCCUUAACACGUUAAGUCUGGAAGCGGACUCUGUGGAUGAUGCUGAGAGGUGGCAACGUGGGUUGAACAUUUUACUUGAAGAAGUGAACCAGGCAUCCACCCCAACCAUCAUAGAAAGCUGGCUGAGGAAGCAGAUCUACUCCAUGGAUCAGACCAGAAGGAACAGUAUUAGCGUUCGAGAGCUGAAGACCAUACUCCCUCAGAUAAACUACAAAGUCGGAAGUGCAAAAUUCCUGAAAGACAAGCUGGUGGACAUUGGGAUCCCUAGAGAUGACCUCAGUUUUGAGCAUGUCCAUAUGUUCUACAAAAGACUGAUGUUCGACCAUCAGCGAUCUAUUCUGGAUGAAUUCAGGAAAGAUACUUCAGUAUUUAUUUUGGGAAACGUGGAUCGAGCUGAUGCCUCCGCUGUUUAUUUGCACGACUUUCAGAGGUUUUUACAACAUGAGCAACAGGAAUCCUCGGCCCAGGAUAUUAAUAAGGUUCGUGAACGCAUGACGAAGUUUAUUGACGACACUAUGAGGGAGACGGCGGAGCCCUUUCUGUUCGUGGACGAGUUUCUGACCUACUUAUUUUCCAAAGAAAACAGCAUCUGGGAUGAGAAGUAUGAUGAGAUUACUGUGCAGAACAUGAAUAAUCCGCUGUCACAUUACUGGAUUGCUUCCUCACAUAACACGUAUUUAACAGGAGACCAGCUGCGCAGCGAGUCGUCCACAGAAGCCUAUGUGCGGUGUCUGCGGAUGGGGUGCCGAUGUGUGGAGUUGGACUGCUGGGACGGCCCUGAUGGAAAGCCAAUUAUUUAUCACGGAUGGACAAGAACAACGAAAAUUAAAUUUGACGACGUGGUGCAAGCUAUUAAGGACCAUGCAUUUGUCACCUCUGAAUACCCGGUCAUUCUCUCCAUUGAAGAGCAUUGCACGGUGGAGCAGCAGAGGUAUAUGGCCAAAGUGUUUAAAGAAGUGUUCGGUGACAUGCUGUUGACCAAACCCACCGAAGCAAGUGCGGACCAGCUACCAUCUCCUACUCAGCUAAAGGAGAAAAUCAUUAUCAAGCAUAAAAAAUUGGGACCCAAAGGCGAUUACGUCACCAAUGCAGACGACCAUAAGGAGGAAACAAAGCUCCAGGGAGAACUGUACAUGUGGGACGCAAUAGAUCAGAAAUGGUCCGUGCGUUACUGCGCCAUCGCCGGUGAUAAACUGUCCUAUGGUGAUGAGAUUGAGCAGAAUUCAGAGGACCCUACACCUAAGUCAAUGAAAGAUCAACACUUGCAAGAAAAAUGGUUCCAGUUGACUGAAGGCCGAAAUAUGGCGGAGCGCCUUCUGCAGGAGUACUGUGCUGAGAUGGGGGGCAAAGACGGAACCUUCUUAGUGAGAGCGAGUGGAACCUUCCCGGAUGAGUGCACGCUCUCUUUCUGGAGAUCGGGCAGAGUGCAGCACUGUCGAAUCUACUCCUGCUCGGACGGAGAGUACGUCAAGUAUUACCUGACCGACAACCUAACAUUCAAUAGCAUUUAUGAACUGAUACAACACUACAAGAAGUUCUCUCUGCGGUGUCCCGACUUCGAGCUGAGGUUAACAGACGGCGUUCCCAACCCCAAUCCACACUUAUCUGAGGACUGGUACUACGAUAACCUUAGUCGAGGAGAAGCAGAGGAAAUGCUGAUGAGAAUUCCUCGGGAUGGUGCUUUUCUGAUACGGAGGAGAGAAAAUCUGACCUCUUACGCUAUUACUUUCAGGGCAGAGGGAAAAAUUAAGCACUGCAGAAUCACAAAAGAUGGCCGCCUGUUUGUUCUUGGGACUUCAGCCUAUUUUGAGAAUUUGGUGGAACUGGUUAAUUAUUAUGAGAAGCAUGCAUUGUACCGAAAAAUUAAGCUACGCUACCCGGUGACGGAGGAGCUGCUGAGCAGACUGAACGCCGAAAAGGACUUGAGCUCCAUUUACGGAGUUAAUACAGUGUACGUGGAUCCCAAUGAAAUCUCCCCAGCCAUGCCACAAGGGACGGUCCGAGCGCUAUACAACUAUACGGCCACGAGACCUGACGAGCUGAGUUUCUGCACCGGCGCCCUGAUUCACAACGUGGCUAAAGUCUCUGACGGAUGGUGGACGGGGGACUACGGAGAUAAGCUGCAGCACUUCUUCCCCUCAAACUAUGUAGAGGACAUAUCAAUGAAUGAUGACAGCGUUAUCAACCGGAUUAUUGAAGACAGUCCCUUGGGGGCAAUGUGUAGAGGUAUCCUAGACCUUGGGACAUAUGAAAUCAAAAAAUUGGUGCAAGGCAAACACAACAAACUGUUUGUCUUUUCACUGGAACCCAAGGACCAGAAGGAUCCCUCAGUAGAUUUUGCAGCUGAGAAAGUGGAAGAGCUGUUCGAAUGGUACAAAAAUAUCCAUACUAUAAUACACCGGAAAGGGGCAGAGGAUUACUUCAUCAAGACCUGUGAGAAGAAUCAGGCUAUUGCAAAAGAGAUGUCGGACAUGGUCAUUUACUGCAAACCAAGGAGUGAGGCCAAGGACAACUUAGAGAGACCUGAUUUCCGAGAAAUCCGGUCGUUUGUUGAGAAUAAAGCAGAAAGCAUCUCAAGACAGAAACCCCUCGAGCUUCUGAGAUAUAACCGCAGAGCUUUAACUCGGGUCUACCCAAAAGGACCGCGAGUAGACUCCUCUAACUAUGACCCUCUGCACCUGUGGUUAUGUGGAUCCCAGAUGGUUGCUCUGAACUACCAGACACCAGAUCGUUACAUGCAGAUAAAUGAUGCCAUGUUCUCCCACAAUGGCCGAUGUGGAUAUAUUUUACAACCAGAGUGUAUGAGACAAGACUCCUUUGACCCGAGUGCUUCAACGAGACGGGGACAAAUGGUUUUGACCAUUAAGGUGAUCGGAGCUCGUCACCUGCCGAAGCCAGGACGUGGUAUUGCCUGUCCAUUUGUAGAGAUAGAGAUAUGUGGCGGAGAAUAUGACAACAACAAGUUCCGAACCAGUGUUGUCAAUGACAAUGGCUUAAACCCCGUGUGGACCGCUAUUCAGCAGCAGGCCUUGUUUGAGAUCCAUGAACCAGACCUGGCGUUUCUGAGGUUUGUGGUAUACGAAGAAGACAUGUUCAGUGACCCGAACUUCUUGGCGCAAAGUACAUUUCCUUUAAAGGGUCUGAAAACAGGUUACAGAUCGGUGCCACUCAAAAAUGGCUAUGGUGAAAAUAUAGAACUGGCUUCCCUCCUGGUCUACUGCCAUAUACAAAAAUACCUGGGACUAGGAGAAGAGCUGUAUUCAACAUCCGCUAUGAUGGGCCAUAAUAAUGAACUGGCAUUAUACGACACGCACAAGGCCGUAAGGGGGAUACCUGGCAGAGAACCCAAUAGGCAACAUGUGCUGGAAGGCAGUGGAGCUGCAGUCCCAGAUCCUGGUAAACGGUUAGGAACGAAACAGAUCAGUAACAGCAAAUUUUACAUUGGUCUACAAUAAGUGGACAAGUUCCACCGAGUUUGAAGAAAGUCGAGAAGGGAGGUCUUCAAAGGAAGCCUCUGUGGAUAACGCACUGUAACUAGACUUGGUGCCACCAUGUUUAUGGUUCCCAAAGACGAUGACCACAAACUUACUGUAGCACGACCGGCGCCAUCCUCAGGAAUGUUGUCAUAUUACUAAAUAUCAGGGUGAAAAACAGUUCUAAGCCGAACAUGAAGAAAUGUCUCAGGUUACGUUAGAUGAUUGACAUGAAUGUGGUCCUGCCCCCGAUGGGCUUCGUGCUUUGCUUUGAAUUACAGCCAUGUCAGGACACUGCUCCCCAACAUCACCCAUCGUGUAGACCUCAUUUUCUGCGUGUACUAACUACUGGCCUGGGGGUGCUCAAGAAACACAACCUGGACACAAGCUGAAGAAAGGACUGGCCGGCUCUGAAAUAGUCUUUAUCGUAUUUAAUGAAGGGAAUGAAUCUUUGCUGUACGUGUAAAUGGAGUUCGAUUACCCAGCGGAUCCAUUGAUCGAUUACUCUAUUGAGUUUAAAGGGGUUCUCUGGGUGUUUAAUAUUGGUAAUCUAUCCUCUGGAUAGGUCAUCAAUAUCAGAUCAGCGGGGGUCCGACACCUCCACCGAUCAGCUGUUUGAGGAGGCCUC